CCUCGCCACCGGCACCAGGCAGCAGUGGCACUCAGGGCAAGCUAGCUGUAGCUGCUAACGCUGAGCUUCAUUCAGCAGGUUCAAUAAUCUGCCAGCGUUAUUAUGGCAGCUAUAACCUUUGUCUGUUAGAAGACGUCACUUCAUUGGGUGUGACUUUACCUUGGCGCGAGGCUGACAGUUGUCAGGUCAAAAACAUUGCUGACAACUAGAUUUAGCCGGCAUUAACAGUAUAACGUUUGUCGUUAUCUCUCAGACGGUUGAAUCCCCCCCUCUUCCCCUCCCAUCAUGGCUGCAGACUCGAUGGAGAUUGACGACUCUCUUUACAGCCGCCAGCGAUAUGUACUGGGAGACAGUGCAAUGCACCAGAUGGCCAAGUCCUCAGUCUUUCUCAGUGGUAUGGGAGGACUGGGAAUUGAGAUAGCAAAGAACAUUGUCCUCGCUGGUGUGAAGGCGGUCACCCUUCAUGACACAAAGCAAUGUGAGACCUGGGAUCUGGGCUCCAACUUCUUUAUCCGCACAGAGGAUGUGUUGAGCCAGAGGAGGAGGGUGGAGGCAGUGUGCCCUCGGGUCGCAGAGUUGAACCCUUACGUCCAUGUUGACAUGUCUUCCUCUGCUCUGGACAACAACACUGAUCUCAGCUUUCUCAGAAAGUAUCAGUGUGUGAUUCUGACUGAAGCCAGAUUGAACCUACAGAAGAGAGUGAAUGAGUUCUGCCACUCACAACAACCCCCCAUCAGAUUCAUUGGCUGUGAUGCAUAUGGCAUCUGCGUGCGGGUGUUCUGUGAUUUUGGAGAGGAGUUUGAGGUGUCUGAUCCCACAGGAGAGGAGCCCAAGGAGAUUUUCGUCCAAACUAUCACUCAGGACAAUCCUGGCGUGGUGACCUGCAUGGACAACCAACCGCAUGGCCUACAGACAGGCCAGAGUGUUGUCUUCAGAGAGGUCAAUGGCAUGGUGGAACUCAACAGCACCGUGCGACAGGUUUCAGUCCUUUCCCCUCACAGUUUUGCAAUAGGAGACACAUCGCAACUCCAACCAUAUGCACAUGGAGGUUUCUUUGUUCUUGUGAAAACCCCUAAGACAUACAGAUUUGAGACAAUAGGGAGACAGUUAUGUGAUCCUCAGGUCCUGACUCCAGACUACAGUAAACCAGAGGCCCCACUACAGAUCCAUGCAGCCAUGUUGGCUCUGGAUGACUUCCAGGAGAAGCACAGUAGACUUCCCAACAUUGGGUGUUUACAGGAUGCUGAGGUUUUACUGCAGCUAACCGAGGAAGUGAAUGCAACUCUCAGGAACAAAGCUUCUGUGAAUACUGAGUUGGUGCGCUGUCUGUCGAGAACAGCGAGGGGAACUCUUCCUCCGUUAGCAGCAGCUGUAGGAGGUCUAGCCAGCCAGGAAGUUCUUAAAGCCCUCACAGGGAAGUUUGCGCCACUGCAGCAAUGGUUUUACCUUGAUGCCAUUGAAAUAGUAAGGCCACUUCAGUCUGUUUCUGCUGAGGAGUUUUCCCCAAGGGGCGAUCGGUAUGAUGGAUUACGAGCUUGCAUUGGUGAAUCAAUGUGUCUAAAACUGCACAAGCUCAGGGUCUUCAUGGUGGGCUGUGGUGCCAUAGGCUGUGAGAUGCUGAAAAAUUUUGCCCUGCUUGGAGUGGGAUUGGCUAAGAGCUCAGGAGAGGUGUGCAUCACAGACCCAGACCUUAUAGAAAAGUCCAACCUCAAUCGUCAGUUUCUCUUCAGACCACAUCAUAUACAGAAACCGAAGAGUACCACAGCAGCAGAAGCCACUCGCGAUAUCAACCCAGACCUGCAGGUGGAUGCUCACCUCAACAAGGUGUGUCCGGCUACUGAGAGCAUCUACAAUGACUCCUUCUACUCCCGCCUAAACCUAGUGGUCACAGCGCUGGACAACGUGGAGGCUCGGAGAUAUGUAGACAGCCGCUGUGUAUCCAAUCAGAAACCUCUCCUGGACUCUGGCACCAUGGGAACUAAAGGACACACAGAAAUCAUUGUGCCAAAUUUGACAGAGUCCUACAAUAGCCAUAGGGACCCCCCAGAAGAGGAGAUCCCAUUCUGCACUCUCAAGUCUUUCCCUUCUGUCAUAGAGCACACCAUUCAAUGGGCCAGAGACAAGUUUGAGAAUGCAUUCGUCCACAAGCCCUCCAUGUACAACUCGUUCUGGCAGACCCAUUCCUCAGCUGAAGUGGUUCUACAGAGGAUGCAGGUGGGGGAAAGUCUGGAGGGGUCCUUCCAGGUCAUUAAGCUACUCAGCAGAAGGCCCAGCCAGUGGGAGCAGUGCAUUGCAAUUGCCCGUCUGAAAUUCGAAAAGUAUUUCAAAAGAAAGGCCCUACAACUGUUGCACUCUUUCCCCCUGGACACAAGGUUAAAAGACGGAAGUUUGUUUUGGCAGUCCCCAAAAAGACCUCCAGCACCUUUUGAUUUUGACUUGAAAGACCCUCUGCACUUCACUUUCAUUGUCAGUACUGCCCGGCUCUUCGCAGGGAUUUAUAACAUCCCUUACUCAGAUGAGGAUCUCUCUGAAGAGGCUGUGACCAGGAUUCUCUCAGAUGUCAAGAUUCCUGAAUACAGGCCCGCAGAGAAAUGUAUAGUGACCGAUGAGACAGCAAAGAAGCCUGAUCAGAUAAAGAUGCCUCUAAGCAGUGAAGAGGAGAGGGAGGCCAUAACACAGCUGGAGCAGGCCAUUGCUACUGACAGUGUCACAGCAGAGCGGUUACAGAUGAAUCCACUGCAGUUUGAAAAGGACGAUGACAGUAAUGGCCACAUAGACUUUAUCGCAUCAGCAUCUGCUCUCAGAGCCAGGAUGUAUUCCAUUGAGCCAGCUGACAGGCUCAAGACCAAACGCAUAGCCGGCAAGAUCAUCCCGGCUAUCGCCACAGCAACAGCUGCUGUGGCUGGACUGGUGGCCCUCGAGUUGAUCAAAGUCGUUGGAGUCUACGAGUUUGAAUCUUUCAAAAACUGCUUCUUUAACUUGGCCAUCCCUGUAGUGGUGCUCACUGAGCCUGCCCCAGUUAAAAGGACACUCAUCAGAGACAACAUCUACUUCUCCAUCUGGGACUGUUGGACUAUCUUUGGCCAUGAGGACUUCACUCUGUCUGACUUCAUGAAUGCAGUGAGGGAAAAGUAUGGAAUUGAACCCACUAUGGUCGUCCAUGGUGUGAAGAUGCUUUACGUGCCUGUGAUGCCUGGACACUCAAAGAGACUCAAACUCACGAUGCAAAAGUUGAUCAAGCCAUCAGCGGGCCGCCGCUACGUUGACCUCACUGUGUCAUUUGCUCCGGAGGCUGAUGGAGACGAUGACCUCCCUGGUCCUCCGGUCAGGUACUACUUCAGCCGCAAUGGAGAGACGCCCUGACAUCUUCCUGGAUGUCGUCCUCAAACCUCUUGUGUCCUUACUUACUUCCCUUUUUUCAUGUAAAUUGUUGUACCCCAAUAACCUGGGCCAAGAGCUUGAGAUGUUAUCUGACAAGGGUUAAGUUCCCAACCCUAGCUCAAGCCCCACAGUACUUCAUGGAGAUAGAAAGGGCCAGUCCUGGUCCCAGUUUUUCUUGCCCCAGAUCUAGCCAGUUGAACACAAGACUUCUUGAGUAGCACUUAACUGUACCUGUGUACAUAUAUUUUCUCUGUUCUGUUUUCUACUCUGGUAAAAUGCACAGCUCUGCCUGUGUCGAUGCCUUAAUUGAUUAAUAAAAUGUUUCUUUUUGUGGCAGUGUAUCUGAAAAAAACAGUUUACAGAAACCUGCAUACUCCUAACA
This is a messenger RNA of Micropterus dolomieu (smallmouth bass), 3763 nucleotides long. RefSeq names its product ubiquitin like modifier activating enzyme 6 (gene uba6). Lineage: Eukaryota; Metazoa; Chordata; Actinopteri; Centrarchiformes; Centrarchidae. The record is from RefSeq and is a predicted model, not a curated record. Gene Ontology annotation, molecular function: SUMO activating enzyme activity. Gene Ontology annotation, biological process: protein sumoylation. Bases 286 to 3363 code for a protein of 1025 amino acids. Gene Ontology annotation, cellular component: cytoplasm; SUMO activating enzyme complex. The transcript has 32 exons.